Dothidotthia symphoricarpi CBS 119687 is the source of this 276-nucleotide messenger RNA. RefSeq lists its product as uncharacterized. The record is from RefSeq and is a predicted model, not a curated record. NCBI's taxonomy places the organism in Eukaryota, Fungi, Ascomycota, Dothideomycetes, Pleosporales, Dothidotthiaceae. The transcript has 2 exons. The coding region runs from base 1 to 276 and encodes 91 amino acids.
AUGACACUCUCUCAUACCCUCAAAGCCUGCAUCACCUACCACAUAACCGCCCCACCGCCCAACCAUUUCGCCUCCACACACAGCACAUGCACCAUCUGCAAUGCCGACGCCGACGCGCCAUACUACACCAAGCCAAAGUCCAUCAACCUGAUCCGCGGCACGGUCAAGAUGGAUUCAUGCGCGCACGUGUUUCACAAACGCUGUCUGGCCCAUUCGCUCUUCAAACAGACUGCCUGGCAGGACAUGGGCUGGGUAUUUGUACCGCAUGGCGCUUAG